CGAAUUUUAGCUAAGGGAUGUACUAUCAAAUAAAAAGUGUUCGGAAGAGGGAGCAAUGGAAGGGAAACGAAUGGAUUGAGUUGUGAUCAAAUCGCAAUAUCAAACAAAGCAAAUCAUGGCGUCAAUUUGGACACUUCACUUUCACUCGCUUUCUGUUCGCCCUUCUUGCCCCUUUUUCAUCGAUAGCAAUAGUAGCACCAGAAGAAGAAGAAGACAUCGCUUCCUUAUCACAAAUGGAAUUUCAACCCAACAAUUCAAACAACAAUGCAUCACUUCCAUUUCCAAAUUUCAUCAUCAACUUCUUACUUCUAUUUCCAUCCCAAUGCCGCAAUUUUUGACGAAUCGAAACAUUGGGAUCAAUUUACCGAUUUGGGUCUGCGUUGCGGUUGUGAUUUUGGUUGCUUCUUUGAGGGCUCUUUCCAAAUUUUCCAGGAAAAAAGAACGUCCUGGUUCCGUAGCUGAUCUUGUUAGACGCGGUCAAUUGAGAUCGGAUAGAAGAGGCAUAUCAAGGAAUCUCAAAUAUGAAGAUCCGUUCGAUAAUCCCUUGGUCAAGGUUAGCAAAAGCAAGUCAAGUGUAGAGAUGUGUGGAAAGGUUUACCGGUUAGCGCCUGUCACACUUACUCAAGAGGAACAAGCGGUUCACCAGAGAAGGAGAUCGCGUGCGUAUCAGUGGAAGCGUCCCACAGUUUUCCUUAAGGAAGGAGAAUCAGUUCCUCCAGAUGUUGAUCCCGAUACAAUCAGGUGGAUUCCUGCGAAUCAUCCCUUUGCAACCACCUCUACAGAUAUCGGUGAGGACUUUGCACACAAAAAUGUUAGUCAAAAGCAUGGAGUUCCUUUCCGUAUUCAAGCUGAGCAUGAGGCCCUGCAGAGAAAGCUUGAAGCCCUACAAAAUGAAGAGGAACUCAAUAAAGUAGUGAUAAAUCCUAUCAAUGCUAAAGAAUUUGAGAGACCAUUCAACUCCCAUGGCAGAUUAAAUGAUCAUGCAGAGAAGACCUCUUUAAACAAUCAGGUGAAAGAUCCCCUCUCCUCAAAAUUAGACAGCAGUCCGAAUAACUUUGGAAGUGCAUCAUCAUCUGGAGAAGAUCAGAAUCUUAAACUUUAAUUUUUCUUAGGCAGGCUAUAAAUCUCGGUAUAAAUAUAUAUUUCAAUUUGCUAAAAAUUUUGUACUAUUAUCGGUGAGCAUUGGAACUGUCUAUUUGUAUAGCUGAGGACUGUAAAUAUAAUUGUAUUGCUGCUGCUUUGCUAGUAACGCUGUUACCUAGAUUUCAUUAGGAGUUUCCCACUUCGA
Medicago truncatula (barrel medic) is the source of this 1288-nucleotide messenger RNA. RefSeq names its product protein MULTIPLE CHLOROPLAST DIVISION SITE 1. The transcript is spliced from 5 exons. Lineage: Eukaryota; Viridiplantae; Streptophyta; Magnoliopsida; Fabales; Fabaceae. The record is from RefSeq and is a predicted model, not a curated record. Gene Ontology annotation, cellular component: chloroplast; chloroplast inner membrane. Bases 116 to 1102 code for a protein of 328 amino acids. Gene Ontology annotation, biological process: chloroplast fission.